AUGGACAGCGCCACCACUGAAGUUGCUCGAAUUCAACGCUUUGAGGGCCCAUCACGACAGGUCGGUAGCAUGCGACAUUUAGACAGGAUGCAGCAUUUGCCUUCAUUCCCUACAUCAGAACUGACAAGAUUGAAUCAUCAUAGUCCUCUUUACUACCUAGAAAUCGCGCAGUCCCCUGACGAUGGUCGAGUCAACGUUGGAAAGUCAAAAGGUAAACCAUUGGCCUGUAGCCUACACCCGGAGCCGAUUAUCCGACUCAAGGGUGGAGGUGCGGAUCCCAACCUCUAUCACCAGUCGAACCCGCAUUUUUUCUGCAUUGUUGAACUCGUUGCCAACGAUGAAGUGAGCUCUCCGAUUGAUGGUGGUUUGGGAGGGGUUCUAGUCUCAUCUCUGCACAAACUGAAGGCAGAGAAAAACCAAGAAUGCGGUUACUUCAUCUUUGGAGAUCUGUGCCCAAAAUAUCUGGGAAUUUACCGCCUCAAAUUCGUUCUCUUUGAACUUCGUUAUGACGGUGACCUAGGCCAAUAUGCAAAACUCCUGACAUCUACCACCAGCGGAUCAUUCCCCAUCAGGGAAGCUAAAGGCAUGGGAAUCUCAAAAGCAUCCACUGAAUUGACACGGUCAGUUGCUGAAUGCGGUGUGAAGAUUAGAAUCCGCAAAGAACCAACGAACAAGCGCAAACAGUCCCAAACAAGCUGGGGAUCUGUGCAGCGUCCGGAGAGAGCAUCAGGCCCACUUGCUUUCAGUCAACCACAAGGUGUCAAUCCAGCCGAGACUGGGCCUGGCAUGCCACCAAAUCGACGCGGGGAGAGCAUCAUGCACCGCCUAACUUAUUCAAGAAACCACACAAGCCAUCUCGACAAUCAAGAGUUCGAAGACUCGAGACAACGCAUUUCCGGCCAGGCAGGCAUAGCACCUUGGGGUGUUCAGGCGGCUCCUGUGGACAAUCACCAGGGCUUCCAAGCCUCCCAGGCCUUGUUUUCUUUCGGACGUCCGGACCUCCACGGUAUGAAUACUCACAUGAAUAACAAUCAUAUGAGCAGUAUGGUGUCUGGUUCCAGCAAUACUAGCCACGGUAUGAUGUCUGGUUUCAACAGUCAUACGAACAGCUCGUCGUCUCCACCGAAUGAACCCAUGAGCAACAUGAUGUCCCCAAGCAAUGCUCACAUGAAGAACGCUUUGUCUCCUGGUAAUUGUCAUAGCAACCACAUGGUAUCUGGCCUGGACAGUCACAUGGGAAUUAUGAUGAGCGGACAUGGUGGUAAUGCUGGUAACUUCGCACCUCUUAGCCAGCUAUCCAGCUUGUCGAGUGGCUCAGGUCUCUAUGAUGACAUGCCUACCACCAGCAUGCCAUACACCAACAGCAUGCCAUACACCAUAACCAUGCCAUACAACGCCACUCACAGUAACAGCAUGCCGCCACUCUACAGUCAACAACACACGAACAGUGUAUCGCAUGCUCCCAGCGUACCACCACUAUACAAUCAGCAAUACUCAAAUACGGCAUCAUCCCAAGGCAUGCACACAUUGCCCCUCCCCAAUCCUGGACCUAUUUGGCAUCAAAACAGUUGCCAUGGUUCCAGCGGCAUGGUGUUCAACAAUUGA
Messenger RNA from Exophiala aquamarina CBS 119918, 1605 nucleotides. RefSeq lists its product as uncharacterized. The coding region runs from base 1 to 1605 and encodes 534 amino acids. NCBI's taxonomy places the organism in Eukaryota, Fungi, Ascomycota, Eurotiomycetes, Chaetothyriales, Herpotrichiellaceae. The transcript has 4 exons. The record is from RefSeq and is a predicted model, not a curated record.